CGCCAGGAGCUCCAGGCCGGCCGCUGGCACGUAGGGCCCCAUGCCGGCGCCGCCGGCCGGCAGCUCCCGCGCCGCCGCCUGCACCUCGCCCAGCAGCUGCCGCGCCUCCGCCGGGCUGGCGGCGCGCACCAGCACGCUCUCGGGGCGGCCAACGGCGGAGCAUGGCCCGGGGACAGCCGGAGCGUCACGCCGUCCUCUGCCAGGGCUGCCUCGGCAACGCAGGAGAGGCGGUGGGCUGCCGCGACGUGGGCCGUCGCGGGGAGGAAGAAGAGCACGAGACCGUCGGCCACCACCAGCGACUCCUGCCGCCAGCGCUCCCCGCACUGA
Molecule: messenger RNA, 327 nt
Organism: Prorocentrum cordatum
Lineage: Eukaryota; Dinophyceae; Prorocentrales; Prorocentraceae
Source: the annotation of a GenBank genome assembly